Carica papaya (papaya) is the source of this 2240-nucleotide messenger RNA. Lineage: Eukaryota; Viridiplantae; Streptophyta; Magnoliopsida; Brassicales; Caricaceae. The record is from RefSeq and is a predicted model, not a curated record.
CAAAGCACAAGUUGUAAUUAACGGACGGACACCAGAGGCCUUCUCCGGGUUUGGAACACAUCGAACCCUGCUCUGUCGGAGAGAAGAGACCGUGACUGCUGCUGCUCCGGCUCCGGCUCCAACAACACUCCCAUUUAAACCCUCACUCUCUCUAAAACUCUCAUUUGGAGGAGGGAGUGAGCGGGGUUUCUUUAACCUACACCCACUCGGCCCCUUAUCAUGCGCUACUUGUCUUCUUCCUUUUUCCUUUUAGGUUAUCCCUCUUUAUCGGGCUAAAGUCUCUGCCUCCCUGGCAUGGGCUCUGCUGACGACAUGCGAUAGUGCUAUUCUAGUGUUGUUUGUGCUUUUCGCUUUUUAGUUUUUCAGAAGAGAGAGGUCUUAACUAAACCAACAUGGUCUGGACGGAUAAAGAUGUUAAUGGGAGAGAAAAUGACUCAGUUGGAGAUAAUGGUUUCAUAAAUGGAGCAAGUUCUUCUCAAAGUACAAGUGUUCCUUCAGCUAAUGUGGCUUCUGUUCACAAGGAGUUUGAAGGGAAAGAUGCUAUCUCUUAUGCUAAUAUUCUCCGAUCAAGGAACAAGUUUGUUGAUGCUCUUGCACUCUAUGAGAGUGUGCUGGAGAAAGAUAGGGGAAAUGUUGAAGCUUACAUUGGCAAAGGGAUAUGCUUGCAGAUGCAAAACAUGGGAAGGCUUGCUUUUGUUAGUUUUGCAGAAGCCAUCAGGUUGGACCCACAGAAUGCAUGUGCCCUAACACAUUGUGGUAUAUUGUACAAAGAUGAGGGCCGGCUGGUAGAGGCUGCCGAGUCAUAUCAGAAGGCUCUGAGAGCUGAUGCUUCAUACAAACCAGCUGCAGAAUGCCUUGCAAUUGUUUUGACAGAUCUUGGAACUAGUUUAAAGCUUGCUGGCAAUACUCAGGAGGGAAUUCAGAAGUAUCAUGAAGCUCUUAAAAUUGAUCCGCAUUAUGCUCCUGCAUAUUAUAACCUCGGAGUUGUAUACUCUGAGAUGAUGCAAUAUGAUAUGGCCCUUAGUUGCUAUGAGAAGGCUGCACUGGAGAGGCCUAUGUAUGCUGAAGCAUAUUGUAACAUGGGCGUCAUCUAUAAAAACCGUGGUGACUUAGAGUCAGCAAUUGCCUGUUAUGAGAGGUGUCUAGCCGUUUCUCCGAAUUUCGAGAUUGCAAAAAAUAAUAUGGCGAUAGCCUUGACAGAUUUAGGGACAAAGGUUAAACUGGAGGGAGAUAUAACUCAAGGUGUGGCAUAUUACAAGAAAGCAUUGUAUUACAAUUGGCAUUACGCUGAUGCCAUGUAUAAUCUUGGGGUUGCUUAUGGUGAAAUGCUGAAGUUUGACAUGGCAAUUGUAUUCUAUGAACUUGCUUUCCACUUCAAUCCCCACUGUGCUGAGGCAUGCAACAAUUUAGGAGUAAUAUAUAAAGAUCGAGACAACCUUGAUAAGGCUGUGGAAUGUUAUCAGAUGGCUUUGUCAAUCAAACCAAACUUCUCACAGUCAUUGAAUAACCUUGGUGUUGUCUACACAGUCCAGGGAAAAAUGGAUGCUGCUGCUAGUAUGAUUGAGAAAGCUAUCAUUGCAAAUCCUACAUAUGCAGAGGCUUAUAAUAACUUAGGGGUUCUUUACAGAGAUGCUGGCAAUAUAUCACUUGCUAUUGAUGCUUAUGAGCAGUGCCUUAAUAUAGAUCCUGAUUCUCGCAAUGCUGGUCAGAAUCGGUUACUUGCAAUGAACUACAUAAACGAAGGACAUGAUGAUAAACUUUUUGAGGCUCACAGGGACUGGGGCAGGCGCUUCAUGAGGUUAUAUCCACAGUACACCUCUUGGGACAAUCCAAAAGAUCCAGAUCGACCUCUUGUGAUUGGAUAUGUAUCUCCAGAUUAUUUUACUCAUUCUGUUUCCUACUUCGUUGAAGCCCCACUCAUCUUUCAUGACCAUACAAAUUACAAGGUGGUUGUUUAUUCAGCAGUUGUAAAGGUAUGGAUAACCUUAAGAACUAAUUAUUUGACACGCUUGUCAUCUCUUAAAAGCCCAUUGUCCAUUUUUAAGCAUAACCUGUAUUUUUCAGCUAAUCUCCUCUUGUUUUCUUUUAAGUGGUUGUGUUCUGACACAUUAGUUCUAUCUAACCUUAAGGCAAUUUGUUUGUUGUGCAUAAAAAAGGAUCCUGUUUUUGAUAGUUGUGAGAUUUAUUGGUUCUACUGUAUUUGUGCUUGCAUGGGUACAUUUUGACAAAGCUAAAAAAUC